AGGAAUCGCUGGGAUCAGUUUUUAGAGAGACAGAGACAGGAGCGCCCACAAAAUACUUGAACAACUUUGUCUCCUCGAGGAGAGAGACAGUUACAGGGGCGCCACAAAGUACUUGAAACAAAUUUGGCUCCUCGAGGAUCCUGCUUUUUCAUGGAAUCGUCCUCCAAUAUCUCUCAUGGAGGGAGAAAGAACAAGGGACCCCCUUUCAAGUUCUUGGUACCCCUCAUUUAUGCUCCCGUUCUUCCUCUCAUCAGGAUUGGUUUUCGGAGGAAUCCUGUGUUAAGGGAUCGAUUAUUCACUGCGGUAUUGGCAGGGGGUUUCCUGCAUGGGUUUUACUUAGUAACUGAUGUUUAUGAUGUUGAGAGUAAGUGACGAAACUUAUGGCGACUACCGUCAAACACUAUACUGGUUAAUGAGGCCCAAGAUUCCUUUUAACUUCCUUGAUCUUCUUCAGCUUGUCAUCCAUUGUUGCGUAAUGCAACAAGUUUCCUUUAUUUUUCGUAGUAAUGCAAUAUUAUUGUUUUAAGUAGAAAUUAUUGAACCACUAUUUGCUUUAUAAUGCAUCGACUUUUUUAUUUUGUUGUUUGCUUUAUGACACACAUCUCCUUGUUAUGGAGUUAAGAACAAUGGGAUUUUUGAAA
Amborella trichopoda is the source of this 641-nucleotide messenger RNA. RefSeq names its product SH3/FCH domain protein. Gene Ontology annotation, cellular component: chloroplast; respiratory chain complex I. The record is from RefSeq and is a predicted model, not a curated record. NCBI's taxonomy places the organism in Eukaryota, Viridiplantae, Streptophyta, Magnoliopsida, Amborellales, Amborellaceae.